Trichosurus vulpecula (common brushtail) is the source of this 735-nucleotide messenger RNA. Its product is annotated as bax inhibitor 1-like. NCBI's taxonomy places the organism in Eukaryota, Metazoa, Chordata, Mammalia, Diprotodontia, Phalangeridae. The transcript is spliced from 2 exons. Gene Ontology annotation, cellular component: mitochondrial membrane. The record is from RefSeq and is a predicted model, not a curated record. Gene Ontology annotation, molecular function: enzyme binding. Gene Ontology annotation, biological process: negative regulation of RNA splicing; negative regulation of endoribonuclease activity; cellular response to unfolded protein.
AUGCCAGCAUCCCUUCUUGUCUCAGGACCACCACCCAGGACUGUGAUCAAAGUUGAAGCAUGGGCAAAGCAAGAGAAUCCUGUUUUGGCACCAGUGAAGAGAUCCCUGAAAACCCCCUCUGAUCAGCCACUUCAUCUCCCCACUGUCUGUGCCCUGAGAGCUCUGGAAGUAGCUGCUGCUGCUGAAUCUUCAACUUUUACCAGAGCAAUAAGAGAAGAAAAGUUAAUACUGCUGAUGGCAACACCACACAGUCAGGAAACCAAGCAGAAGAGACUGGGCCUUUUGACUGGAUUUGCUUUCCUUAUAGGAGUUGGUUUGGGCCCUGCCCUGGACUUAUGUAUUGCCAUCCACCUUAGCAUCAUUCCCGUCUCCUUCCUUGGCACAGCAAUGAUUCUCAGCUGCUUCACCUUGAAUGCACUCUAUGAUAGGCAUCACACCUACCUCUUCCUAGGAGGUAUUUUGAUGUCAGUCAUGAGCCUGAUGCUGUUUUCCUCCCUUGGAAACUUCUUCUUUGGAUCUUUUUGACUUUUCCAGGCAAAUCUGUACGUGUGACUGGUGGUCAUGUGUGGCAUUGUCCUUUUUAAUACUCAAUUCAUAACUGAAAAAGCUGAGAAUGGAGAUAAGGAUUACAACUGGUACUGUGUUGACCUCUUCCUGAAGUUUGUCACCCUCUUCUGGAAACUCAUGAUGAUCCUAGCAAUGAACAAAAAGGACAAGAAGAAAAAGAAGAUGUAA